Messenger RNA from Mizuhopecten yessoensis (Yesso scallop), 295 nucleotides. RefSeq names its product copine-8-like. The annotation marks the transcript as partial. The transcript has 3 exons. NCBI's taxonomy places the organism in Eukaryota, Metazoa, Mollusca, Bivalvia, Pectinida, Pectinidae. Gene Ontology annotation, biological process: cellular response to calcium ion. Gene Ontology annotation, molecular function: calcium-dependent phospholipid binding. Gene Ontology annotation, cellular component: plasma membrane. The record is from RefSeq and is a predicted model, not a curated record.
UUUCAGAACUUCAACCCGAGCAAUCCAUUCUGUCAAGGUGUACAGGGAAUCCUCCAGGCCUACUUCAACUCUCUAAAGAACGUCCAGUUGUACGGCCCGACGAACUUCGCCCCUGUCAUCAACCAUGUUGCCAGGUUCGCCACUGCGGUACAGGACGGCUCUAACUAUUUUGUGCUACUCAUCAUCACGGAUGGCGUAAUCACAGACAUGCCCCAAACCAUGCAGGCGAUAAUCAGUGCGUCUGGGUUACCUAUGUCGAUCAUCAUUGUUGGAGUAGGAGAUGCAGACUUUGAAG